Messenger RNA from Drosophila yakuba, 2383 nucleotides. RefSeq names its product squamosa promoter-binding-like protein 2. Bases 1 to 216 code for a protein of 71 amino acids. The record is from RefSeq and is a predicted model, not a curated record. The transcript has a single exon. NCBI's taxonomy places the organism in Eukaryota, Metazoa, Arthropoda, Insecta, Diptera, Drosophilidae.
AUGGGCAGCACCGGCAGUGGCGGAGGUGGUGGGGUUGGAGGAGUAGGAGCCAGUACUAGCGGCGGCACGGCGGCCAGUAGCACGCCCUUCGCCAGCAUCUCGGCACUGGUCAGCGGACCGUCCAGUGCCCCACCACCGCCGGUAACUGCCAGUGGCUCGUCGGCAGUCAGUGGCGGCACCAGCAAGCGCAAGAAAGCCAACAAGCAAAAGCGUUGAGAGCAGGAGGAUGAUCAGCCACAAAAGGAGUUGGAAACAAUUGCGGCAGUGGCCAGGCCCGAGGACAUCAAGUUUAGAUUUAAUUGCAAGCACUGGAAGCGCAAGCUGCGGCAGUUUCAUUUGCUAUUGUCCAAACAGUAGUCAGUCAGUCAGUUAGGAAGAUAUACAUAUAUGAAUGACCCACAGACCCACAGACAAAAAUUCCCAAGGGUAGGAUAAAGCAAUCACAAAACCACUUUUCAACUAGAUGGACAUUAAUUACACAACCGAGAUGUGUAUAAAAUGUAAAUAUAUAACGAAAUAUGCUUUAUUUACAUUAUACGGAACAUAGUUAUAUAGGUUUUAGGUUCGCAAAAGUCCUUUGUUCUAGUUAAGUAAGGUGGAGAAAUGAGAAAGAUAAAAACAUACCUAGAUCAUAAGAACAUGAUGAAUUUUAGAUUUGCCUAGACUCGAAAGUUAAUGGAUUCGUUUUGGGCUCGCAGUUUUAAGAACACUUUGUUAUCAAUGGAUAUAGACACGCGUAUUUCUUUUGGACUCGUGACCAUUCUGAGGACCUAAAAUCAGUAGUUGAUUGCGGAAUUUCGAUCUAGAUUGCUUCCCCUUCAAAGUUUUGUUUUAAUUUUCGCUUAGUGUGAGACUGAAAGUGCGCCUAAAACUGUAGAAAUCCAAGCCCAAUAUUAUAGUGAAGACGCAUACAACACAACCCAUACAUGAAUCAAAUGCUUUAUAACCAUAUUGUUUGAACGGAUAGAACGAAUGGGGGAGAAUACCUUAACGUAGAAUUAAACCAAAUUAUCAAGGUUCUAGAACUUAAAUCAUUAGCUUGUAACGACAACAGAUUAGAUAAGAGAGAAGAACACGAGUUAUUUGAAUUUAACUGGAGGCGUCCUGAAUCAAUGAAUAUUGAUUUGAAUUCAACUGAAUUAAGAACAUAGCCAAUAAAUAAAUCUAGAAAUGAAGUAAUUGCAAGGAAACAACACAUGGAAUGUAUUUUUGAUAGAACCGGAAACAUAAGCAGCUGAAAUUAGCGAAUCAAAACGCAAAUGUUAAUGCUAAGCUCUAAAUAAUGUCCUUUGAAGUUGCAUUCAAACAAAGAUUUAAAACAAGCUUGUAAGAAAAAUAAACCAAUAAAUACACACGUAUAUAUAUGGAUACACAAACCGCUAAUUGAACUGUAAAAUGUCUUAGUGUAGCCGUGAAUGAAAGUUAUAAUAUAACUUUCUUUAAACAAAAAAAACAUUAUUAGAGCGAGUUUUGGUUACCCUUCGAAUGGUGAUAGACCUAAUUGUUCUAUAUAAAACCCAGACAACAAAUUUACCACGAGGAAAUAUAUUCAAAAUUUUGAAUUAGUAAUUUUAAAUCGAAAAAUGUAUAAUAGCUUCCACUAGCGUAUCUAUAUAUUUAGGAAUCGAGGAAUGGAUACUGUAAACACCCAUCUGAAGUAACUUCAAAACUUUUUGGUUUCAUCUCAACUAUGCGUGUGCGGAGAACGCUUGGAUAUCUUUGUAUAUACAUUUGAAUAGUUUUUUUAGUUGUUAGUUGACCUAGGGAAACAGGUAUCUGAAUAUUAUAAAAAUCAAAUGUUGCAAAUUAAUUUAUUUUAGCGUUAUAGACCCGUAGAACUGAAUGCAAUAUGCUUACCUUAAACUCAACAUAAUUUAAUUCUAUUCCUAUUAUCUUUAGUUGGAUUCAUUUUAAUGUUUUAUAGCAAAACUGUAUAUCAUUGUAAAUUAAUUAAAGCAUACAAAGUAGCAUCUACAAGAGUUAGAACAACAAUAAAAAAGAAAUAUCAUUAUAACUUUGUUAAAAUUGUCGCAAGAGCAAUUAAAAAAUGAACCCAGCAACUUGAAGAAUCGAAAAUGAAGGCGAAUUACAGAAACGUAAAAAUAAUAAAAUAUUACAUUUAAAAUUUUAAGCUAACUUAAUGUGUAAGAGUAACCUUUAACCACACAAUAUUAUAGCACAUUUCGGAUUAUCAAGUAUGCAUAUGCAGCAAAUAUCUAUUAUAAACGGUAAAUGUAAACCCAAAAAGAAACACUGAAACAAUCUAUGUAACAGCCGAAAUAGCGAAAACAUGUAAUAAACAAACAACAUUUAAUGUAAUAUUGGUAUAACGUAAUUUUUAAAGUGAGGUACUAUAAAUAAAAAUUAUUGAAUAAUUACAUAA